Messenger RNA from Uranotaenia lowii, 938 nucleotides. RefSeq lists its product as uncharacterized. The record is from RefSeq and is a predicted model, not a curated record. The transcript has 6 exons. Gene Ontology annotation, molecular function: chitin binding. Gene Ontology annotation, cellular component: extracellular region. NCBI's taxonomy places the organism in Eukaryota, Metazoa, Arthropoda, Insecta, Diptera, Culicidae. The coding region runs from base 342 to 938 and encodes 198 amino acids.
CCAUCAAUCAGUGUCCGGUUAGUUUUCAUUCCAGCAGUGCAAAAAGGCGGCAGGUUUACUGAAGCAUCCAGUGAAGUGUGUUAAAAGUUUCUUUAAGAGUCUCUGCAAUACAUAACCAAACCAGCAGUCAGUCAGUCCAAGUCCAAAGUUGCUGGCUCUGUAGUGAUUGGGAAGGGCUUUUGGUUUUUUUAUUUGGAAUUGCUGGUUAAGAGCCAGGGCAGGGUUUCGGAUUUUUAUGGACAUACCCGCCCUAGACCGGAUUUCGCCGCGCAUCGGAGAGAACAUUCUCUAAAUCUACUCAGCUCGACGACUGGUUGAACCAGGAAAAGUAACGGGGAACUAUGAAAAAGAUCCGCCGAUGGCUGCUGGCAUUUGCAGUGAUCAUAGCGUUGAUGGUCCGGGUGGAUGGUUUAAAGGCGACAUCGCUGAUCUUCGGACGCAGUCCGGCCUCGACGACCACCACUUCAACGACCAGCAGCCCCAGCACUAGCACCACAAGCACGACAGCCGCCCCCUCAGCGCAUGCCGGAUCAGCCCGACACCUGAGCGACGACGCGUCGGACGAGGAAGAGCCGCAGUCGUCCGAUGAUCAAGGUGAUGAUGGGGCCACAAAACCGCCACUUACCGGCAUUCCACAGAUCGAUUACGUUUGGGAUCCGAAUUUGCCGCGUGAGCUGAGAGGGGCCAACCUUUCGAGCUACCCGUUCCUGGAUUCGGUCCCGGUCGAGGAUGAGAUUGGAUUCACGUGCGAUCCGAAACUGCACGACGGAUUCUAUGCCUCGAUUAAGUACAACUGUCAGCUGUAUCAUCAUUGCGUCAACGGAGUCCGGUACGAUUUCCUAUGUGCCAACUAUACGGCGUUCGAUCAGAAGACCUUCAUCUGUCAUUUUGCUUCCGAAGUGGAUUGCAAAAAUUCGCCUAAAUAUUGGUUUAGGUAA